AUGCUCCAAUACCUCGCCACCCACUGUAACCUCGUGGUCUUAUCCGUAGGCUACCGCCUCGCACCAGAACACCCCUAUCCAGCCGGCAACGAGGACUGCUUCGACGUAGCCGAAUACCUCGUCGAUCACGCAAAGAGAGAUUAUGGUGUUGAGAUGGGAUUUAUGAGUGGCGAUAGUGCGGGUGCUCAUCUCAGUGUGGUUACUACCUACCACCUCCUGAAGUCUCGACCCGACUUCGCAUUCAAGGGCCUGGUAUUGAACUUCGGCGCGUACGAUCUGAGUGGGUUCCUACCACAGGCAUGGCUGUUCAAGCUGCCAUUGGUGUUGGAUGUGGAGAUUAUGCAGAAAUACAUCGAAGCCUACCUGCCCAACACGACACCAGAACAACGCCGGGAUCCGAUGAUCUCGCCAGUUUUUGCGGAUCUGAAUAGUAUGAAGCUGCCCUCGGCAUUGUUCGUAGUAGGGACGCUGGACUGUCUGCUGGAUGAUAGUGUCUUUAUGAGUGCGAAGUGGCGGAUGAGUGGUGCAGAAAGUUUGCUGAAGGUGUUUCCCGGAGCACCACACGGGUUCGUCUUCUUCCCACCAGGCGAAGGCGGAACACCAGAAACGCAGAAGUCGCUGGACGAUAUCACGAUGUAUAUCAACGAGCGCGUAUGA
Recurvomyces mirabilis is the source of this 657-nucleotide messenger RNA. RefSeq lists its product as uncharacterized. The transcript has 3 exons. Bases 1 to 657 code for a protein of 218 amino acids. Gene Ontology annotation, biological process: triglyceride catabolic process. Gene Ontology annotation, molecular function: sterol ester esterase activity; triacylglycerol lipase activity. Gene Ontology annotation, cellular component: cytosol. The record is from RefSeq and is a predicted model, not a curated record. NCBI's taxonomy places the organism in Eukaryota, Fungi, Ascomycota, Dothideomycetes, Mycosphaerellales, Teratosphaeriaceae.